GAGGCACAGAGGACUUCUCACGCGGACAGAACAUCCAGACAUGGAGUUCCCCCUCAUCCCCCACCUGUUCUUGCCCCUGAUGUUCCUGACAGGUCUCUGCUCUCCCUUUAACCUGGACGUGCAUCACCCACGCCUAUUUCCAGGGCCACCGGAGGCUGAAUUUGGAUACAGUGUCUUACAACAUGUUGGGGGUGGACGCCGAUGGAUGUUGGUGGGUGCCCCCUGGGAUGGGCCUUCAGGUGACCGAAGGGGAGAUGUUUAUCGCUGCCCUGUAGGGGGCUCCCACAACGCCCCAUGUGCCAAGGGCCACUUGGGUGACUAUCCACUGGGAAAUUCAUCUCGUCCUGCUGUGAAUAUGCACCUGGGGAUGUCUCUACUGGAGACAGUUGGUGAUGGGGGAUUCAUGGCUUGUGCCCCUCUCUGGUCUCAUGCUUGUGGCUCAUCUGUCUUCAGUUCUGGGAUAUGUGCCCGUGUAGAUGCUUCGUUCCAGCCCCAGGGAAGCCUGGCACCCACUGUACAACGCUGCCCCACAUACAUGGAUGUCGUCAUUGUGUUGGAUGGCUCCAACAGCAUCUACCCCUGGUCUGAAGUUCAGACCUUCCUGCGAAGACUAGUAGGGAGAUUAUUUAUUGACCCGGAGCAGAUACAGGUGGGACUGGUACAGUAUGGGGAGAGCUCUGUACAUGAGUGGUCCCUGGGAGAUUUCCGAACCAAAGAAGAAGUGGUGAGAGCAGCAAGGAACCUGAGCCGGCGGGAGGGACGAGAAACAAAGACUGCUCAAGCAAUAAUGAUGGCCUGCACAGAAGGAUUCAGUCAGUCCCAUGGGGGCCGACCAGAGGCUGCCAGGCUACUGGUGGUUGUCACUGAUGGAGAGUCACAUGAUGGAGAGGAACUUCCUACAGCACUAAAGGCCUGUGAAGCUGCAAGAGUGACACGCUAUGGGAUUGCGGUCCUUGGUCACUACCUCCGGCGGCAGCGAGACCCCAGCUCUUUCCUGCAGGAAAUCAGAGCUAUUGCCAGUGAUCCAGACGAGAGAUUCUUCUUCAAUGUCACAGAUGAAGCAGCACUGACUGACAUUGUGGAUGCAUUAGGGGACCGGAUUUUUGGCCUUGAGGGGUCCCACGGAGAAAAUGAAAGCUCCUUUGGGCUGGAAAUGUCUCAGAUUGGUUUCUCUACUCAUCGGCUAAAGGAUGGGAUUCUCUUCGGGAUGGUGGGGGCUUAUGACUGGGGGGGCUCAGUGUUAUGGCUUGAAGAAGGUCGCCGCCUCUUCCCGCCACGGACGGCCCUGGAAGAUGAGUUCCCCCCUGCAUUGCAGAACCAUGCAGCCUACCUGGGUUACUCUGUUUCCUCCAUGCUUUUGCGGGGUGGACGCCGCCUCUUUCUCUCAGGAGCUCCUCGGUUUAGACAUCGAGGAAAGGUCAUCGCCUUCCAGCUUAAGAAAGAUGGGGCUGUGAGGGUCGCCCAGAGCCUCCAGGGGGAGCAGAUUGGCUCGUACUUUGGCAGUGAGCUCUGCCCAUUGGAUACGGAUGGGGAUGGAACAACUGACGUCUUGCUUGUGGCUGCCCCCAUGUUCCUGGGGCCCCAGAACAAGGAGACAGGACGUGUUUAUGUGUAUCUGGUGGGCCAGCAGUCCUUGCUGACACUCCAGGGAACACUUCAGCCAGAACCCCCGCAGGAUGCUCGGUUUGGCUUUGCCAUGGCUGCCCUUCCUGAUCUGAACCAAGAUGGUUUUGCUGAUGUGGCUAUGGGAGCGCCCCUGGAGGAUGGGCACCGUGGAGCACUGUACCUCUAUCACGGGACCCAGAGUGGAGUCAAGACCCGUCCUGCCCAGCGGAUUGCUGCUGUCUCCAUGCCACAGGCCCUCAGCUACUUUGGCCGAAGUGUGGAUGGCCGGUUAGAUCUGGAUGGAGAUGACCUGGUAGAUGUUGCUGUGGGUGCCCAAGGGGCAGCCAUCCUGCUCAGCUCCCGGCCCAUUGUCCACCUGACCCCUUCACUGGAUGUGACCCCGCCGGCCAUCAGUGUGGUUCAGAGGGACUGCAAGCGACGCAGCCAGGAGGCAGCAUGCCUAUCCGCAGCCCUUUGCUUCCAAGUGACCUCCCGCACUCCCGGCCGCUGGGAUCGCCAAUUCCAUGUGCGGUUCAUAGCAUCGCUGGAUGAGUGGACAGCUGGGGCCCGUGCAGCGUUUGACGGCUCUGGCCAGAGGCUGCCCCCUCGGCGGCUCCGGCUCAGUGUGGGGACUAUCACUUGUGAGCCGCUGCACUUCCAUGUGCUGGAUACAUCAGAUUACCUCCGGCCAGUGGCCUUGACUGUGACCUUUGCUUUGGACAACACCACAAAGCCAGGGCCUGUGCUGGAUGAGGGCUCACCCACCUCCAUACGAAAGCUGGUCCCCUUCUCGAAGGACUGUGGCCCUGACAAUGAAUGUGUCACAGAUCUGGUACUUCGAGCUAAUAUGGACAUCAGAGGCUCCAGGAAGGACCCAUUCGUGGUUCGAGGUGGUCGGCGGAAAGUGCUGGUGUCAGCAACUCUGGAGAACAGGAAGGAAAAUGCCUACAACACUAGCCUGAGUCUCAGCUUCUCCAGAAACCUUCACCUGUCCAGUCUUACUCCUCAGCCUUCACCCCCCUUCCUCUGCUCUCAGGGGGAUGGCCCAGCGAAGGUGGAGUGUGCAGCCCCUUCCCCUCAUGCCCGCCUCUGCAGCGUGGGGCAUCCUGUCUUCCAGGCUGGAGCCAAGGUGACCUUUCUGCUAGAGUUUGAGUUUAGCUGCUCCUUCCUCCUGAGCCAGGUCCUUGUGAGGCUGACUGCCACCAGCAAUAGCCUGGAGAGAAAUGGCACGCUUCAUGAUAACACAGCCCAGACCUCAGCCUACAUCCAGUAUGAGCCUCACCUCCUAUUUUCUAGUGAGUCCACUCUGCACCGCUAUGAGGUUCACCCAUAUGGGACCCUCCCAGAGGGCCCUGGCCCUGAAUUCAAAACCACUCUUAGGGUUCAGAACCUUGGCUGCUAUGUGCUCAGUGGCCUCAUCAUCUCAGCCCUCCUUCCAGCUGUGGCCCAUGGGGGCAAUUACUUCCUGUCACUGUCUCAAGUCAUCACUAACAAUGCAAGCUGCACAGUGCAGAACCUGACUGAGCCCCCAGAGCCCCCUGUGCAUCCAGAGGAGCUUCAGCACACAAGCUGGCUGAAUGGGAGCAAUUCCCGGUGUCAGGUCAUGAGGUGCCACCUUGGGCGACUGGCAAAGGGGACUGAGGUCUCUGUUGGACUACUGAGGCUGGUUCACAAUGAAUUUUUCCGAAGGGCCAAAUUCAAGUCUCUGACAGUGGUCAGCACCUUCAAGCUGGGAACUGAGGAGGGCAGUGUCCUACAGCUGACUGAAGCCUCCCGUUGGAGUGAGAGCCUCCUGGAGGUGAUUCAGUCCCUCCCUGUCCUCAUCUCCCUGUGGAUCCUCAUUGGCAGUGUCCUGGGAGGGCUGCUUCUGCUUGCUCUCCUUGUCUUCUGCCUUUGGAAGCUUGGCUUCUUUGCCCGUAAGAAAAUCCCCGAGGAAGAAAAAAGAGAAGAGAAAUUGGAGCAAUGAAUGUAGAAUAAAGCCCUAGAAAGUCCUCCCUGGCAGCUUCUCCAAAAGACUUGCAUAACAGCAGAGGUUUGGGGGCUCAGAUGGGACACGAAGAAGCCUCUGGACUAUCUCCCCAGACCUGCAGCCUGACUUGACCUUUGAGUCAUGAGGAUGCUGCUGGCAAGAGAUGAGGCCUUACCUCAGAUGAGAAGGGCUGGCACUACACUCCCACCCUGUGCUUCCCUCCUUACCAUCCUGGUUCCAGAGCCAACACUGGGGCCUUAGUCUAGGGCCCUUUUUUCCCCAUCCCCAGGAAUCAAGAAUUUUUUCCCUAGGUCCCUGACUUCUUUCAGUUUCCCUCUACAUCCUCCCUCACAAUUUGGAAAGGACGAGGGUUAUCUUCCUCCAUUUCCCACCUCUCACCUUCCUGCCUUCUCCCCACUCCAAAGGAGAGAGCUGACGUUGGCUUGAACGAAGUAAAGUCAACAUCUGCUGCUUUCCUGUGGAGUCUGGUGAUUCAGAGGGCCGGAUGGGGAGAGUCAACAGGAAAAAAGGAGGGAGGAGGAAAAGCCACAAGAGACAUUCUGUACAAUUCCAAGGAACAGAGAAGCCUUUAGACAGGCAACUGCCAUCCCCCUGAAACCUGAGACUUUCGUGGUGCACUCGCCCGCCCUCAGGUGCUGGUGAAACGGAGCUGCCCCAGGCCUGCUGGGCAAGGAUUUCCCAACUCUCCAGCCUUCCCUGGGAGCAAAGCCAGAGCUGGGUGCCCGAUUCUCUGGAGCCAGGGGCCCCCACGUGGCUAGAGCUGGAAUAACAGAGAAGACUGGAUACCCUAGGCAGUCCUCUCUCAGGCCUCACACACUCGUGAGCCCUCCUUGAAGCCUCCUUAUAGAAACUAGAGAGAAGGGAGAGGAUUGCUUGAUGGUGGGAAACCCUUUCACCUUACUAGAUUUUGGAAGCAGCAGCCCCAUGGGGUCUGAAUUAAGGAAGAAGCUGAAGUAGGUGGCAAGAGGUCUCUGGGAAGCAAGACCUUACUCACUUGGCACUGUUUAUGUAGCACAAAUAGCUCCUAGGAAAUGUUUCUGGGGCAUCUCCAGUCAUACCUUGUAGGGCUUCUCUGGUAGAAUCAGUUGGACAGCCCUUGCUUGAUGUUUACUGGAAAUUCUCAAGUUAGUUUCUAUCUCUGGACCACCCCACCUGACUCCCAUUUUUUGGUCAUGGCCAGUAAAGAGAAUUGGAUUCUCAUUGACAACUGGGUAACAUAUAGUUCUCUGUAAUCAAGACUUUGGACACCAAAGUUAGUUACUGGUCUCUAGAGGGCAGCUCUGACAGCCAUUUGAAGAAUCAGCACCCAUUUAGAGCUGAGAAGAGAGGGGACCCGAUUGGGCAGUUGACUAGCUGCCACAGACUCUGUCCUCCAGGGCUGUUCUUGAGAUCUGGUCACAGUGUUUAUUUUGGCAUGUCUCUGGCCUUUUGCAGACAGAAUUGUCUCUGUUUCCUAGCAGAGUAGACAGUAUAUCAGAUGGUCAGAACAAAUAAAGUUCAGUGUCAAAUGA
Balaenoptera ricei (Rice's whale) is the source of this 5106-nucleotide messenger RNA. RefSeq names its product integrin subunit alpha 10 (gene ITGA10). Gene Ontology annotation, molecular function: integrin binding. Gene Ontology annotation, cellular component: integrin complex; external side of plasma membrane. Bases 41 to 3571 code for a protein of 1176 amino acids. Gene Ontology annotation, biological process: integrin-mediated signaling pathway; cell-matrix adhesion; cell-cell adhesion. Lineage: Eukaryota; Metazoa; Chordata; Mammalia; Artiodactyla; Balaenopteridae. The record is from RefSeq and is a predicted model, not a curated record. The transcript is spliced from 30 exons.